CUCUGCGUCUACACCCGUCCGGUUUUCCCGUUACAGUUGCUGUGAACAAUAGCGCAUAUAACCCAACUGCUGACGUCACGGCUCGUUGUUUGGAAUGACUACUUGGGUCUGGGGCUGGGGGAGGCCGCGCACAGAACCGGGGGCAGAUUAGCCGUAGCUAGCUAUAUAGCUAACAUUUAGCUAACAUUAACGUAUUCUGCUGAAGAUCAAGGUCGACGACAGCCUCGGCUCUAGCGAUAACAGGACUGUCCUCCCUCACCUCUCCGCCCUUCCCUGUCUGCGAGUAUGGCUCAGGAAACAAACCAGACACAGGUGCCAAUGCUGUGCACCACGGGCUGUGGUUUCUACGGUAACCCGCGCACCAACGGCAUGUGCUCAGUCUGCUACAAGGAGCACCUUCAGAGACAAAAGGGAGGGGGUCGUGCCAGCCCCCCAGUCGCGGCAGCUCCCGCGGUGUCCCCGGCAGCGGCUGGUGUUUCCGUGGAGACCGCACCCGACCCCAGCACAGAUGGAUUCACCAAAUCCGAGGAAAGGAAGUCCAGUUCUCCCAGCCCAGUCACCCAGCAGAUGAUAGCCAUGAGCCUGUCCCAGGACAGCGGGACCACCGACUCGGACCGAGCGGAGGAGGAAGAGGAGGGGACUUCCAAAUCUACAGGGCUGGCCCUGGAAGCCCCCCAGCCCUCCUCGGACGGGGACCAGACCCCGGACAAGAGCAAGAAGAAGAACCGCUGCUUUACCUGCCGGAAAAAAGUGGGCCUCACGGGCUUUGACUGUCGCUGCGGCAACCUGUUCUGCGCCAUACAUCGCUACUCGGACAAACAUGACUGUCCCUAUGACUACCGGGGGGCCGCGGCCGCCCGCAUACGCAAGGAGAACCCCGUCGUGGUGGCCGAAAAGAUCCAGAAAUUGUGAGGGGGGGGUGGGGGCGGGGGUCAG
Molecule: messenger RNA, 936 nt
Organism: Anguilla anguilla (European eel)
Lineage: Eukaryota; Metazoa; Chordata; Actinopteri; Anguilliformes; Anguillidae
Exons: 6
Coding region: 286-912 (208 amino acids)
Molecular function (GO): zinc ion binding; DNA binding
Source: RefSeq, a predicted model, not a curated record